AUGAGGAGCUCCGUGGUGCACGCGCCGGCCGGAACGGGCGCCGCGGCGCUGCUGGGCCACCCGCUGGUGGUGCUGUCGGAGAAGCCAGCGCCGCGGCUGACGCGGCUGCUGGUGAACGUGACGGUGGAGCGGAGCCUGUGGCCGGUGCACGUCGUGCUGGGCGCCGACGCCACCGUGGCCGACCUCGCGCGCGCCGCAGUCGCCGCCUACGUCGUCGAGGGACGCAGGCCGCCGCUCCCCGCCGACGCCGACGCCAACGACGUCGACGCGGCCGCACGGUUCGAGCUGCAUCUCUCCAAGUACUCCCUCGACGCUCUCAACCCCGACGAGAAGGUGCUGGAUCUGGGGUCUCGCAACUUCUUCCUCUGCGCCAGAAGAUUCUGAGUGAUUACCCCCGAUGCAUGCUGUCCUCUCCGCACCGCCUCCGCCUCCACGUAGAGUUCGGCCAAGGCCCAAGGAAUUGAUGUACUGUACGUGUUCGGCGUCCUCUCACGUUGGUCAGAGGUAGAGGAGAUACGUUUCGCGCGCUCCAGCAUGGUUUACGCAGGCCUGCAGCACCGUACAGCAAAGAGGCUGCGAAGAGAAUAAAAAAAAAGAUGAGAGGAGAAACGAUGUGACUAAUUGUAUUUGUCGAUCAUCUCAAAAAAAAGAAAUUGUAUUUGUCGAUUGGUCCGUCAUUAAAUUAAAUCUCAGUUAGCACUCGUGA
Molecule: messenger RNA, 706 nt
Organism: Lolium rigidum
Lineage: Eukaryota; Viridiplantae; Streptophyta; Magnoliopsida; Poales; Poaceae
Exons: 2
Coding region: 1-384 (127 amino acids)
Source: RefSeq, a predicted model, not a curated record